CACCGCUGGGCGGCGCUGCGGCCUCGGUGUCGAGGCCGAGUUGAUGGCAGCGGGAGUCGUUCGCAGACUGUCGGGGGUGCUGCAAGGGUGGACGCGGAGCAUGUCGGCAGAGGCUCGGAAUGCGGCGUCCUCGUACAAGUUCGAGAGCCUGCGCGUGACGGGGGUGAGGGACAGCGUGCUGCACGUGGAAAUGAACAGGCCCGAGAAGAGGAACGCGAUGAACAGAACCCUUUGGAGAGAGAUGGUGGAAUGCUUCACCCAAGUAUCCCAGGACAGUGACUGCAGAGUCGUCGUGAUAUCAGGAGCUGGUCCACUGUUCACUGCAGGGAUUGACCUGAUGGACAUGGCCGGGGACUUACUGCAGUCGGAGGAGACGGACACCGCCCGAAAGGCGUGGCACUUGCGGAACAAGAUCCUCCAAUUUCAGGAGAGCUUCAGUGCGAUUGAAAAGUGCCCGAAGCCCGUCAUCGCUGCAGUUCACAGUGGCUGCAUCGGGGCAGGCGUGGAUUUGAUUACAGCCUGUGACAUCCGUCUGUGUUCACAAGAUGCCUGGUUCCAAGUGAAGGAGGUGGACAUCGGAAUGGCAGCUGAUGUGGGAACGUUGCAGCGUCUCCCCAAAGCUAUAGGAAAUGCCAGCCUGGUGAGUGAGCUCGUUUACACGGCGAGGAAGAUGAUGGCCGAUGAAGCAGUGCGCUGCGGGCUGGUGAGCCGAGUCUUCAAAGACAAGGAAGCCGUGUUGGACGGUGCCUUUGACUUGGCUUCUGAGAUCUCCAGCAAGAGCCCCUUGGCCGUGCAGGGAACUAAGCUGAACAUGAUCUACUCCCGGGAUCACUCGGUCAAGGAAGGCCUGGAUUACAUUGCCACGUGGAACAUGUCGAUGCUUCAGACUGAGGAUAUUGUGAAGUCUGCUGAAGCUGCAAUGGAGAAAAAGUCUCCCAGAGAUGUAACUUACUCCAAACUCUAAUGGAACCAAGUCUCUGAAUAUAUCCAAUUGCAUCCCCUCUCGCAUCUGAAUCCCGCACUAGAAUCUUACUACUUUGAUUAAUUUUAUUUUCAAAAAAGAACAAAUCAUUCACAAAAAAAACUAUUGUAAUUAAAUAUUAUAUUGCCUCACUCUUGUUUUGUCAAUCAGC
This is a messenger RNA of Mobula hypostoma (lesser devil ray), 1133 nucleotides long. RefSeq names its product enoyl CoA hydratase 1, peroxisomal (gene ech1). Gene Ontology annotation, cellular component: mitochondrion. The coding region runs from base 44 to 964 and encodes 306 amino acids. Lineage: Eukaryota; Metazoa; Chordata; Chondrichthyes; Myliobatiformes; Myliobatidae. The transcript is spliced from 10 exons. Gene Ontology annotation, molecular function: delta(3,5)-delta(2,4)-dienoyl-CoA isomerase activity. The record is from RefSeq and is a predicted model, not a curated record.